Cyanistes caeruleus (blue tit) is the source of this 1829-nucleotide messenger RNA. It is a transcript of the gene FANCF, whose product is annotated as FA complementation group F. The record is from RefSeq and is a predicted model, not a curated record. Gene Ontology annotation, biological process: interstrand cross-link repair. Gene Ontology annotation, cellular component: Fanconi anaemia nuclear complex. Lineage: Eukaryota; Metazoa; Chordata; Aves; Passeriformes; Paridae.
GGCGGGAACCCGCUCAAACCUGUAGCACCAAGGCUGGGACAUGGAGGUUGUGCGGGGGCAGGUGGAGCAGCUGCCGGUGCUCCUGGCUGUGUCCCGCUCCGCGUUGGUGCGGGACUGGGACUCUCUCACUCUGGACAGGGCUCUAGAGUGGACUCGGUAUUUCCAGCACCUUUAUGACCGGUUCCGUGCCCGCCCCCAGCUCUGGGAGGCCCUCGGGCGGCGGCUGCGCCGGUCUCAGCCGUACCCUCUGCUCAGCUUCCCCACACUGGGCCGCUGCACACAGCUGUUGGGGCUGGCGCUGCUGGAGAACCGCGCUUUGCCGCCCGCCGCCUGCCGCCGCCUGCUCCACAAUCUUCUGCCGCCUCCCAGCGCGGGGACCAGCCCUGCCCCCGGCUUCCCGGAAGUGCUCGUCCGCCGCAAGGCCGCGGCCUGUCUGCUAGCGCUGUCCCGCCGCCCUCCCCGGCGUCCGCCCGUGCCAGAGCCGCAGCUGCAGGCGGAGGCGCAGCUGCUGCUGAGCCGACUGCAGGAGGAGGGGCAGGAGGUCGGGGAGGCCGCUGGGCAGGUGCAUUGGCUGUGCAGUGUUCUGGAGCAGCUGCCCCAGCCCCGCGCCUUCGAGGUCGUGGCGGCGGCGCUGGUUCUGCUCAAGCAGGGACGUGGCACUGAGCAGGCUGGCGACAGGGAUCGAGAAGGGAGCAGCAGUCUAGACGGGUACCAGGCGAGUACUGCAGGAGACGAAUGCACCGCUGGACUCCUGUUUUCCUGGCUGUUGGGCAACCAGGAGCGAUUUUCUGCCUUUUGCCUUUACCUCCCAUAUUCCCAUCUUGCCUUCCUAGCUGGUCACUAUUCCCAGUUAAGCAGGUCUUAUUUGGACCUCUUAACCGGUUGGGGAAGCCACUUGAUUUAUGACCCCUUGCAGGGACGGUGGGUUAAAAGUUGCAUUGACAAAGCUGAAUUGGCUUGGGAAGAAUUAAGGGAGCGCUUCAUCUGCCUCUGUCAGGGAUCUACACUGCUUAAAGAACAAACCCAAGCUGCUCUGCAGCUCCUGAGGACACAAGAUGGAGAUUUCAAAGUCUGUGGCCUAAGCGUGUGGACUGAUUUACUGAUGGAAGUAGGCUACUAAUGCAUGAACACAAAAGCAGCGUAAAAACUUUAAAAAUCAAGCAAAUCUGGUUUAACUAUUUGAUGUGAAAGGCAAGACAGCUACACCUUACUUCGUUGAAAACCAAAUGUUAUUGUGACUGGUGAUCACAAUGAUUCUGACUGCAUCUGUUUUUGAGGUGUUUUAGGGAAGCCUGGUGUUUUCUUGUAAUUGUGCUGUCAUUUCUGGUCAACAGAAUUUUUUUUUUCUUUUCAGUACUUGAUUAAUUAUCUAAUAAAAUGAAAAUCCUUUCUGUCUCAAACAUGGAGUAGUUUCCUGUUUUGAAAAUAAAUCAGUUCAGAUAUGGUCAGGGUAGUCAUUUUUCUAAAUGUUGGAGGCUGAGCAAAAGUUCAAAGGGUGGGCAGAGUUUCAAAUGUGAAAAACACAAAUUCAGGGUUCCUUUAGUAGGGGUUGUCUUCAUUGGCUGGCUGCUCUGGUGGCCAUGUUGUUGCUUCUAUAGCUCUUUUGCACGACUUAACCCCAGGGUCAGUGAAGAAACUGAGAGGAAGCCAACUGGAAAGCUUCAUGAAAAGUUCUAAAAUAAAAGCCCUUAUUAGUUGCUAUAUUAUUGAUAAUAUGCAAGUAUUUCUCAAGAAAAUGGCAGUAAAAUGUAGGAUAUUCUGUGUGGUUUUCUUCCCAUUUCUGUAAUUUAUUACACCACUCAUUGCUUUGUGAAGCAGAAAAGUGAGUG